Molecule: messenger RNA, 1920 nt
Organism: Dioscorea cayenensis subsp. rotundata (Guinea yam)
Lineage: Eukaryota; Viridiplantae; Streptophyta; Magnoliopsida; Dioscoreales; Dioscoreaceae
Product: protein GRAVITROPIC IN THE LIGHT 1
Exons: 2
Coding region: 268-1542 (424 amino acids)
Biological process (GO): negative gravitropism; response to red or far red light
Source: RefSeq, a predicted model, not a curated record
CUCGAUGUGCUCCAGCCCUAAAACCCAAGGUCUCUCUUUUGAUGGUUCCCAAGCCCUAACCCUAGAAACCCGCUAGCUCUUGGAUCCCUCUUUCUCUCUCCCUCUCUUCUUCGAAUCGGAGGAUUCGCCGUCGGUGACCAGCGAUCGCUGGGUUCGAAGAAGGUCAUGAAUGGAAGGGUUUGAUCGAAUCUAAAGCCGAGGGAUUUUACCCGUCUUCGUUGUUGGGAAAUUCGGUUGGUCUUCUGUGAGGAGAAAGCCACAACAGCUAUGAUCCGCACAGGACCAAAAGAAACACAAAACCAUGAUAACAACAAUCAGAAAGUAUAUCCUCAACCUGUAGAAGAAAGCAUGAGCAUGAAUCAGAAAAAGGACUCUAUUGAAGCACUAAUAUUGCAAAUUUUCAACAAUAUUUCCUCCUUGAAAACAGCUUACAUCCAGCUUCAGGAUGCUCAUACUCCAUAUGAUCCAGAAAAGAUUCAGGCUGCUGAUAAACUUGUUAUCCAGGAGCUUAUGAAGCUCUCUGAACUAAAGCAUUCAUACAGGGAGAGCAAUCCCAAACCAGCAUCUUCAUCGCCUCAGGACUCCCGUCUAGCUACAGAAAUUCAGGAACAACAGAAUUUGUUGAAAACCUACGAGGUCAUGGUAAAAAAAUUUCAGACCCAAAUUCAGACUAAAGACUCUGAGAUUGUCGAGUUACAGCAACAGAUCCAAGAGUCGAGCCAGAGGAAGUUAAAGCUUGAAAAGAAACUCAAGCAGAGGGGUUUGCUGAACAAGGAUCAAGAAGACUCUGAAGAGGAAAAUAAUUUCUUCUCCAUUGAACUAACACCAAACCUCUUCUGCUCUGCUGUGGAUGCAGCAUAUAAAUCCAUACAUGAUUUCUCUAAACCUUUGAUAAACAUGAUGAAAGCUGCUGGGUGGGACCUUGAUGCAGCAGCCAACUCAAUUGAACCUGCAGUUAUUUAUGCAAAGAGGGCUCACAAGAAGUAUGCAUUUGAAUCACACAUUUGCCAGAGGAUCUUUAGUGGAUUCCAUGAAGAGAGUUUCUCUGUUGAGGCUGGUGAUCUCACUGUGUCCAAUGAGGGUUUCUUUCAUCAGUUUCUGGCUGUAAGAGCCAUGGAUCCACUGGAUAUUCUCAGUCAAAAUCCAGAUUCAGUUUUUGGGAAAUUUUGCCGGAGCAAGUACCUCUUGAUUGUGCACUCAAAGAUGGAGAACUCAUUCUUUGGGAAUCUGGAUCAGAGAAACUAUGUUUUGAGCGGUGGCCAUCCAAGGACACCUUUCUACCAGGCAUUUCUGAAGCUGGCCAAAUCUAUCUGGAUGUUGCACAGGCUAGCAUAUUCUUUUGAUCCAACAGUAAAGGUUUUCCAGGUGAAGAAUGGAGCUGAAUUCUCAGAGGUUUACAUGGAGAGUGUGGUGAAGAACAUAGUUCUUGGUGAGGGAGAUCAGAAGCCAAAGGUUGGUCUUAUGGUAAUGCCAGGUUUUAUGAUCGGGGCCAAUGUCAUCCAAUCCCAAGUCUACCUUUCUGGUGCGAAGUGUGUUGAUUGAAACCUUUUCUGGUCAAAUGUUCUCAAAGAAGUGGAGCACUAUAAGUGCUGUCAGCGUUUUUCUAUUACUUGCAGAGCAAUUAGUUUCUUCAGCAGGGGAUAUAUUCGCUAUCAUGAUCUCUGUAAAUUAUUAUGAGUCUGUUUCAAUUUGUGUUGUUACUGCUUAAUUGCAACUGUAGAUAUAACAUGAUCGGAAGUUGUCCUAUUUCUGUGCUACAUAAAGUUUAUACUUUCCAAGAGCUCAAAGAAGCAUUGCUUACGAAUUCUACGGUUAUGGGACUGCGCUUGGAUUCCAAAAUGUAUGACCUGUAACAUUUCUAGGUGCUAUGUAAUAUUAUGAUUGCUCGGACUGUGUUUGAUUACUGGCCUUUUAACUUAA